CAUCGUCUCUGUCUUCUCCUCUAUAGAAGCAGCAAUUAAAAAUGAGUCGAGACUCCAACUAUGACCACCAUAUCUCCAUCUUUUCGCCGCAGGGGCGUCUGUAUCAGAUGGAGUAUUGUUUCAAGGCGGCUCAAUCAGGUCUGACUGUAGUCGCAGUCCGCGGCAAGGACUCCGCUUGUGUCGUUACGCAGAAGAAGGUCCCUGACCGACUGAUGGAUCCCAAAUCGGUCACACACAUCUUCAGACUUUCCCACAAAGUCGGCUGCUGUGUUACCGGAACCAUGGCAGACUGCAAGGCCUAUAUUCAACGCGCUCGCUAUGAAGCUGGACAAUGGUCCUUCGACAACGGCUACUCCACGCCCGUGGCGGUUUUGGCCAAGCGCAUGGCGGAUCUGGCGCAAAUCAACACGCAAACGGCUUCGAUGCGGCCUUUGGCCGUCAUUGCGCUUUUCAUUGGUGUGGAUGACGAGAAAGGUCCCGUAGUUUAUAAGGUAGACUGUGCCGGGCACUAUUUGCCCUUUUUCGCCACCGCUGCGGGACCCAAGGAACAAGAAGCAAUGAACUUUUUGGAAAAACGAGCCAAUGAUCUAAAAGAGAUGGACACGGAUCAAACCGUGCGGACGGCGAUUACUUGUUUGGGACAUGUUUUGGGAAGCGACUUUCGUGGCAGCGAAAUUGAGGUGGCGCAAGUUGUCGGCAUCCAAGGAAAGUUUCAGGUAUUGUCGGAAGAUCAAAUUGAAACUCAUCUGAACGCCAUUGCGGACGAUGCGGAUGCGUAAAACCAAAAUCUAAGACCUAUUGCACUACG
Phaeodactylum tricornutum CCAP 1055/1 is the source of this 808-nucleotide messenger RNA. Its product is annotated as proteasome alpha 1 subunit. The coding region runs from base 42 to 779 and encodes 245 amino acids. The transcript has 2 exons. Gene Ontology annotation, cellular component: nucleus; proteasome core complex; cytosol. Lineage: Eukaryota; Bacillariophyta; Bacillariophyceae; Surirellales; Neidiaceae. The record is from RefSeq and is a predicted model, not a curated record. Gene Ontology annotation, biological process: ubiquitin-dependent protein catabolic process.